Chaetomium globosum CBS 148.51 is the source of this 264-nucleotide messenger RNA. Its product is annotated as 40S ribosomal protein S21. Gene Ontology annotation, molecular function: structural constituent of ribosome. The record is from RefSeq and is a predicted model, not a curated record. The transcript has 2 exons. Bases 1 to 264 code for a protein of 87 amino acids. Gene Ontology annotation, biological process: endonucleolytic cleavage to generate mature 3'-end of SSU-rRNA from (SSU-rRNA, 5.8S rRNA, LSU-rRNA); endonucleolytic cleavage in ITS1 to separate SSU-rRNA from 5.8S rRNA and LSU-rRNA from tricistronic rRNA transcript (SSU-rRNA, 5.8S rRNA, LSU-rRNA); translation. NCBI's taxonomy places the organism in Eukaryota, Fungi, Ascomycota, Sordariomycetes, Sordariales, Chaetomiaceae. Gene Ontology annotation, cellular component: cytosolic small ribosomal subunit; ribosome.
AUGGAGAACGACCGUGGCGAAAUCGUCGACCUUUACGUCCCCCGCAAGUGCUCUGCGACGGGCAGAAUCAUCCGGUCCAAGGACCACGGUUCGUGCCAGAUCACCAUCGCCAAGGUCGAUGAGAACGGCCGCGCCAUCCAGGGCGAGAACAUCAUCUACGCUCUGUCGGGUUUCGUCCGCGCCAUGGGCGAGAGCGACGAUGCCCUCAACCGCCUCGCCCAGCGCGACGGCCUCCUCAAGAACGUCUGGAGUGCCCAGCGGUAG